UAAUGACUCAUGAAAUUAUCAUGACUGUAACUGAUGGACAUCCACCUACAAUUCAGCACAGAACCUUUGUAAUUGUGGUGGAUUGCAAUGAUAAUGCACCUAUAUUUUACAAUACCCCGUACGAAGCCAAAGUCCUUGAGAAUGAGACACUGGGAUUUGUAAUCAUCCAGGUUACUGCAGAAGAUUAUGACGCAAACAGAUUGACACAGGUCACCAUCACAAUUGAGGAGGUCAUACCAAGUAAUACGGAAUCUGACCUCUUCUACAUCCAACCCUAUGGCCUUCCAACAAUUGGUAACAUUACACUUAAUGGUACGUUGAACUACAACAGCAAGAGCUCCUUCUACCAAUUAAAGCUAAAUGCAACGGAUGAAGGACAGUUCGAAUUUAUACAGCACACUACAGCUUAUGUGCUUUUGUAUGUCAUUGAUGUGCCAGACAUGGAUCCACAAUUCAUAGGUGCUCCUUAUGUGGCCUCUAUUGAUGAAAAUAGCCCGCUAGGUCUACUUGUUUUGAAAGUUGUGGCCAUUGACCCAGACAGAGGAAUCAAUGAUGACAUUUCAUAUUCAAUUAAAGGUUCUUCCGUGUCUGGUUUACCUCUAUUUAACAUAAGUGAGACUGGAGAAAUAAGUGUAGCUGGAGACAUAGACCGUGAGGCUCUGUUGGAUAAUGAUGAGCAGGUUAUACUGGAAGUAGUGGCCAGAGAAUCUAUGUUAAAUGUGUAUGGACAGAUUGCAGAAUCCACCACAUAUGUUACAAUCCGUAUUCUAGAUGUCAAUGACAACAAACCCCAGUUUUACGAUUGUGAUGUGACUGAGUGUAAUUUUACCGCAAACCCUGUGGAAAACUUCUAUGGAGAGAUAGAGGAACACUCCUCUAUCCGAGUUCCAGUAGCAAAUCUCACCAUCACUGCGAAUGAUCCUGACAAGGGCCAAAAUGGUACAUUCAACCUGUACCUGAGGGGGAACGAUGCUGACUGCUUUACAGUAUCCCCACAACGAAUCGUAAAUACUGGUCAGGUGCAGAUCUUGGUCAAGGACCCUGUGGCUAUAGACUAUGAGAUAGUCCACGUCAUGCAUGUGGAGGUUGUGGCCAAUGACACUGGCUAUCUGCAAGACUGCUGCUCUUUUGCCUCUGUGACCAUCCACCUAAUAGACAUAAAUGACCACACACCUGAGUUUCUUCAUCCAACAUAUGUACUUGAGGUUGAGGAGCACUGUCCUAAUGGCACCAUCCUUGGAACUAUUACAGCUACUGACCCAGACUCCGGAGAUUAUGGAAGAAUUACCUAUUCUUUAUUGCCACAAACCAUACUAGACUCUUUUCAAGUGAAUGCUUCUAGUGGAGAAAUCACAGUGGUCAAUGGGGAGAUACUUGAUCGAGAACGCCGAUCUUUGUAUUAUGCAACUCUGCGAGCACAGGAUGGAAUGAAUGCCACUGGGACCACUCUUCUUGAGAUCAUUUUAUUGGACAUCAAUGAUUGGCCUCCAGAGGCAAUAGGGACAUAUAAUAUACUUGUCAGUGAGAACAUUGAUCUUGUCUACAUUCCAAUUCAGGCUAUUGACAAUGAUGAACCAGGCACUAAUAACAGUAAGAUUGAGUUUGUUUUUCUACCAAGUGCUUUCAAUGGGAAUUUCAGUAUUGAUGUCAGUACAGGAGUUAUCACAAGCCCGGGCACCUUGGAUCGAGAAGCUAUUGAUAUAGAACUGAAUGGGCGCAUUGAGUUGACUGUGAAGUUAUAUGACUUGGGAGUCCCUUCUCUAUCGUCUACAGUUCCUGUGACCAUCAAUGUUGAGGAUUUAAAUGAUAAUGAACCAAUUUUUACUGAAAUCGAGUACAAAUUUUUUGUUAAUGAAAGUGAAAAAGGGGCCUAUGUUGGGAGUCUUAAUGUCAGUGAUCAUGACCAGACUGAAAUAAACAAUCGUGUUAGCUUCCGUAUUUCACAAGGUGGAUCUGGGAAUUUUAUCAUACGUGGAAGGAAAGAGGCCUUAGGCCAAUACCUUGGUGAACUGUCUUUAGAUCCUGAAGUAGAGCUGGAUUAUGAACUUCUGACAAGUUAUACUCUGAUCGUAGAAGCUCAAGACAAUGGGAUCCUGGGAGUUAGUAACACUGCAUAUGCAACUGCCUUUGUACAAGUGCUAGAUAUUAAUGAUGAGCCACCAUCUAUACUGCCUUCGUCUCUGGCAGACCUCCAUGUCUUUGAGAAUACCACAAGUGGACCACAAAAGAUUGCAACACUAAUAGCAACUGACCCUGAUACCAUUCAUUUGCUGGAAUUCCAACAACUGUCCAUGCAGUGCUUCAAGAAUAGGGAGGAUGCGGGCAGCAUUUGCUAUGAGUGGCUGUGGCUGGCACCUGAUGGACAGUUAUUUGUGAAUCAAACUGAAGAAGUGGAUUAUGAGAUUUGCGAUCUGAUGGUGAUGUUACUACGUGUAGAGGACAAGCUGACAGUUCUUGGGGACAGAUACAGCAAGAAUGAGUCCCUGCGUGUGGUGAUAAUGGAUAUCAAUGACAAUGCUCCGGAAUUCUUAGAGAUGACCAAUGCUUUUGUGGUUAUACCGGAAACUGCUGUUUUUAAUACUGAAGUCGCCUCUGUGAAGGCCCAAGAUAAAGACAGUGGAGAUAAUGCCGUUCUAUCCUUCUCAAUCGACAGAGUGGAAUUCGUUUCCAAUGGGCAAACACAGCAACUGGGAAACAUUUUCGGCAUUACCACUGUCCCUGAAAAUAACAUCUACACAGGUUCCAUCAGAGUUGCCAGUAAUCUGGAUAGGACAUUUAAGGGACAUUACAAAGUUUAUGUAUUGGUAGCAGAUAAGGGAAUCCCAUCACUCAAUGCUACCACAUCUGUAAAGAUAUUUACAAUAGAUGAGUCUUACCGGGUAGCAUUGUAUUUCACAAAGUCUGUUGAUGAACUGACGAAAAUGAAGGCUGCAAUCGUUGGGCAACUGGUAAUCGCAACCGGUGCAUCUGUGUUUGUGGCUGGGAUUGAAGCUGAGGGAUCCACCAAAUAUAUGAGUCCUCGAGCUAAUGAGCGAAGUACAAUGUCUGUCUACUGUACAUACACUAAUGGGACAGCCAUAACACCAGAAGAACUGAACAGGAUUAUUCAGAGUAAUGAAGACGUUCUGGGUAAUCUUCUAAGACUUGGCCUCUAUGUCAUUGCAAACCCAAAUGGGCCUGGACUAAAUAGCCCAAAUGAAGAUCUCUAUGGAAUUAUUGCAGGCCUGGCAGGAGCCCUGCUUCUCUUCAUCAUCAUUAUGAUUGUCUCCCUGUUCUGCAUGAAGAAAAGUCACCAAAGGAAGUUACGGGCUGUCAAAGCUUCAAAGGUUGCAAAAUCAUUGCCAGGAGAGGUGCACGGAGUAGAAGCCAUACCAGGGACAAAUAGGUUUAACUCAGAUGGAGCAAACCCUAUGCUGAAUGUGGAUCUGGGCUUUGAUGAGAUAAGUUCUAGCGGUGAUUCUGCAAGCUUAAACUAUUAUGAAAAUAUACUUGUCAGGACGGAUCCUGACACUUCCAUUGACCAGAAAACCGCAACAUCACCUUCUAAAGAUGGCAAACCUGUGGAAGAACUACUGGCAGCAGCUCUUAAUGACAGGCAAAAGGUGUCCUUCAGUAAUACAGCUCUGGACACUACUGACCUAUGACACCUCCGUCCAGGGCACUAACAGACCUUACAAUGACAAUAACUGUCCACUUACAUUUAUAUGGCUGAUUUUGACUGUGAUACAUGUAAUACAUGAUUUUGCAAUGUGCUUUAAU
Messenger RNA from Pseudophryne corroboree (corroboree frog), 3759 nucleotides. RefSeq names its product cadherin related family member 2 (gene CDHR2). The record is from RefSeq and is a predicted model, not a curated record. Gene Ontology annotation, biological process: homophilic cell-cell adhesion. The transcript has 28 exons. NCBI's taxonomy places the organism in Eukaryota, Metazoa, Chordata, Amphibia, Anura, Myobatrachidae. Gene Ontology annotation, molecular function: cadherin binding; calcium ion binding. The coding region runs from base 3 to 3644 and encodes 1213 amino acids. Gene Ontology annotation, cellular component: catenin complex; plasma membrane.